AUGUUCCUUCGAUAUCGAGAAAUGUGCGGGUUUUUGGAGAAUGUCCGUUCAGCUUCAGAUCAACUGACAAAAAAUAUUAGUGAUGUAUUCAGGGAAUUUAGACGGUUGCGAUACCAACGUUUUUGUGAUUCACUACACGAUGAAUUUUCUUUUGUGCUUUUGAAUUCGAGUCUAUCCAACUUUCCGCUGAUGUUACCUUUGAUAAUUAUUUUUACCGUUUCGGCAAUUGCCGCAGUACAGUGGCAAACAGGCUUGCAAAGACAUGUGAAGUCAUUCUUCGAAACUCCGGGGCACACCAAUAACUGGGCAGUAUUGGUCUGUACAUCACGGUUUUGGUUUAAUUACCGCCAUGUUGCUAACGUUCUGUCAUUGUAUCAUUCCGUAAAAAGGCUUGGAAUUCCUGAUAGCAAUAUCAUACUUAUGUUAGCUGAUGAUAUGCCGUGCAACGCCAGGAAUCCGAAACCUGGUACGGUAUACAACAGUAAAUAUGAACGUAUCAAUCUAUACGGUGUCGAAGUUGAAGUCGAUUAUCGUGGAUAUGAGGUGUCAGUUGAAAAUUUCAUGCGUCUUAUGACGGGAAGAGUCCAUCCAGCUACACCACGCUCGAAACGUCUUCUUUCAGAUCAUCAAAGUAACGUUCUGAUUUAUCUUACUGGACAUGGUGGUGAUGGCUUCUUGAAGUUUCAGGAUUCCGAAGAACUGACAAAUGUUGAUUUAGCCGACGGCAUCGAAACCAUGUAUCAAGGCAAUAGAUAUAAUGAAAUGCUUGUGAUCGCAGAUACGUGUCAAAGUGAAUCGAUGUAUCAAAAAAUAUACAGCCCAAAUGUCCUUGCAACAAGUAGCUCCCUUGUAGGCGAAGAUUCCCUUUCGUAUGAUGUUGAUCAAUCUAUUGGUGUAUACAUCAUAGAUCGAUACACGCAAUUCACUCUUGAAUUUCUUGAAAAUGAGGUCAAGUCAUUAUUGACAAAUAAAUCUAUGACUGAUUACUUCAAUUCUUGUUCAAAAUCGAAAUGUCUUUCAACAGUUGGUGUACGUACGGAUUUGUAUCCGAAAGAUCCGAAGAGAGUUCGAGUAACCGACUUUUUUGGUUCAUCAAGGAUAAUACGUACAAUCACGGAACAAAUUGAGUUUGAUGAUGCAUGGCUAAACGUAUCUCCAUAUUACGGCAAAUCUGUAGACAGUGAUGUUACUUGAAGGCAGUAGUUUUUCAGUUAUUUGUUUAUGUUUAUUUGUAGUAACUUCAUAAUGGAAUUGGUUUUAAACUUACGAAUUCUUUACCUCCCAAUUGCUUCUUAAAUGCCUGUUUACGUUCACAUAAACUUUUCGCGGGCUUCGGUUAUCUUUGAACCUUGUGAAGGUAAACCAGCAGUAGAAAUUUCGAGUAAUAUUAG
Molecule: messenger RNA, 1391 nt
Organism: Loa loa (African eye worm)
Lineage: Eukaryota; Metazoa; Nematoda; Chromadorea; Rhabditida; Onchocercidae
Exons: 9
Coding region: 1-1194 (397 amino acids)
Biological process (GO): proteolysis; attachment of GPI anchor to protein; protein localization to cell surface
Cellular component (GO): GPI-anchor transamidase complex
Molecular function (GO): GPI-anchor transamidase activity
Source: RefSeq, a predicted model, not a curated record